GGCGGCGGCGGAGAGCGGGGCCCGGAGCCGACCCUGACUCCCUCGUCUGUCCCGGCCCGGGAGUAGAGCGCCCGAGCCAAGGCCCCCCUCUCAGCCAUGAACCUGGCCAGUCAGAGCGGGGAGGCUGGCUCCAGCCAGCUGCUCUUCGCCAACUUCAACCAGGACAACACGUCCUUAGCUGUUGGUAGUAAAUCUGGUUACAAAUUCUUCUCUCUUUCCUCUGUGGAUAAGCUGGAACAGAUUUAUGAAUGUACUGAUACCGAAGAUGUGUGUAUCGUGGAAAGAUUGUUUUCAAGUAGCCUGGUGGCUAUUGUUAGCCUCAAAGCUCCACGGAAGCUAAAAGUCUGCCACUUUAAGAAGGGGACUGAAAUAUGCAAUUAUAGCUAUUCCAAUACCAUAUUGGCAGUCAAAUUGAAUAGGCAGAGGUUGAUAGUAUGCCUAGAAGAAUGUCUAUACAUACACAAUAUUCGUGAUAUGAAGGUACUGCAUACAAUCAGGGAAACUCCCCCUAACCCUGCAGGUUUGUGUGCGCUGUCAAUAAACAAUGACAAUUGUUAUCUGGCUUAUCCUGGGAGUGCGACUAUUGGGGAAGUACAAGUCUUUGACACUAUUAAUUUGAGGGCUGCUAAUAUGAUACCAGCUCAUGAUAGCCCCCUAGCAGCCUUGGCUUUUGAUGCAAGUGGUACCAAACUUGCCACUGCUUCUGAGAAGGGAACUGUGAUUAGGGUAUUUUCCAUCCCAGAAGGACAGAAAAUCUUUGAGUUCCGGAGAGGAGUAAAGAGGUGUGUAAGCAUUUGCUCUUUGGCCUUCAGCAUGGAUGGAAUGUUCCUCUCUGCAUCCAGUAACACUGAAACAGUGCACAUCUUCAAACUUGAGACUGUGAAAGAGAAACCUCAGGAGGAACCCACUACCUGGACUGGUUACUUUGGGAAAGUGCUUAUGGCAUCUACCAGCUAUUUGCCCUCUCAAGUAACAGAAAUGUUUAACCAGGGUAGAGCAUUUGCUACUGUCCGACUACCAUUCUGCGGUCACAAAAAUAUCUGUUCACUUGCCACAAUUCAGAAGAUUCCCCGAUUAUUAGUGGGAGCUUCUGAUGGAUACUUAUAUAUGUACAACCUGGAUCCUCAGGAAGGAGGGGAGUGCACUUUGAUGAAACAACACAAAUUGGAUGGCAGUAUGGAGCCGGCCAAUGAAAUCUUAGAAUCUGCAUCCCAUGACCGUCCAUUAGUAGCUCAGACCUACAGUACUGCUGUGACAAGAGGUACUUAUGUACCUUCCUCACCUACAAGACACGCAUACACAGAGGAUCUGGGUGCAGUGGGUGGUGCUUGUCUGGAAGAUGAAACCAACGCACUACGAUUGGAUGAAGACAGUGAGCAUCCUCCUAUGAUUCUUCGAACUGACUGAACUUUAACCUGUGAACUCUAACCCCUUGAAGCAGAGAAAACACUGGCUUGAUACUUCUUUGAGGACUCUGUGUUAAGCUGCUACGAACUUUGAUGUGACUUGGGGAGACAGGAUGGCAGAGACAUUAAGUUGUAGCCGUAGACUAAUUCUAUACUAUUGAGAAAAUAUAUUGUUUUCACUUCUGUGGCUUUUAAUCUUACCUAUUUUAGCUUUCUUGGUUGUGUUUUUUUUUCCCAUUUAUUUGCCAAAAUCAGCUGUUUGGUGAACCCUUAGAAACUCCUCGCUUUGCAUGCAUUCAUGUGCCAAGCUAGCAUAGGAGAAAGAGAAGCCACUUUAUAACAAACUAAAGUUUGUAUUUCUUUUUAUACAUGUAUAUAAUAGUAAGUAUAUAUAAAGAAAGUGUGAAGACAUGGUUCUUGAUGCUGAGGUUAGUUCUGCACUGACAAAGAUCCAGAAAGUUUCUUAUGCAUGGGCUUGUCAGUGUACUUUAGUGACUGACGUGUGACCUUUUAAGAGACACCCUCUUUCUUUAGUUCCCCACUCCUGGACCAUUUUUUUUUUCUAAAAAUUUAUUUUAUUUUUCGUUAAUUAAAUUCCUCCUGAAUGUUGCUCAUUUGUGGGACUUUUUCUGUGGUGGACUUUUCUUUUGUUCUUGGUUUUGUUUUGUGGGAGUUGGACAAGGGAGGUCUGUUUCCAGAUCGAAAGUCAACUCCUUCCCCUCAGCAUGUGAAGUAGAAAAAAUACUUGAAAACAUCUAGAGAAUAAGAUGGCGUGUGUAGUUAAAUCAUCUGUACCUUAUUUUAGAAUUCAGUAUUUUUUUUUUUAAUCAGUGUGCUGACUUUAAGGAGAGUGCCUGUUGACUUAGUUUUCCCAGGAAAGCACAAAAAAUUUUUAGUUCAAUCUGUAGCUAAGCUGCCUUCUUACUGUAACUUUACCCUUUCCAUUCUGUAAGGGUUUGAUCUUUAUAAGAGAAAUCUUGAGGCACAACAAUAUGAGAAAGAAGAAACUGGAUAUAAAAUGCCGACUUAGCUAGGUUGUGUUCUGUGUACCUUUUGUGUCCUAAUUUUUUAAAAUGUAUUUAACAAACUAUGAGAUUGUGGUUCUAAAUGUCACCACUCUGUCAGAUUCCCUCUUCCUUUUUUUUUUUUUAAAUGGGGGAUACAGGCUAAAGCAUCCUGAAUUACCUCAAAAUCUGCAUUCCAAAACAAGACACAAACUAGUUUAUUUUGUGAUAGAAAAUAAUGGUUCGAAGGAUAUAAAUCUAACUCAGGGCUGGGCUUAAAUAUGAUUAAAUAGAAGCAAAAAAAUGUUGCUUAAACUAGUUUUUUGGUUUCACUGUUGAGUUUUGAACAGUUGACAGGAAUGAAAGAAGGGAGUUUUUCAGAUCUGCUCUUUGUGUCUUUCUUGGUCACUGGCUGAAUUAAACCAUCUGUGAAGGGAAAAAAAGUUAAUUUACAGGUGGUAACCAAAGUUACCAUCAGUAAAACAGAUCUCUAAGGCAAAACCUGGCUGUAUGUAAUCUCUCUCCAUCUGUUCAGAAAUCAAUUCUACAAGUUGGUAAAGACAAGGAGACAAAAGGUAUAGGUCUGAUAAGCAUCUAAAUGAAUAAGUGGUAAAAAAAAAAAUGAGAAUCGCCCAUAUUUCUCUUUAAACAAAAACUUCUGGUUGUAUUCACUGGAGCCUUGCUAUAAAGUGAUUCCUAGGAACAAUGUAGAGUCAUUUAGGUAUAUUUUGGAGUUGAAGUAGUGGAAAUGCUAGCAGAAUUUUCUUAUCUUUGUCAUAGUUCUUGUGACAUGGCCCCUGGGAACACUUUUGUAGAAAGAUUCCACAGUUCAUAGCAAAAGUUAUCUAAUAGCUUUAAGUUUUCUCAUUUAGCUCUCUCUACCACUAGGAUGUGGCAUUGGAUUUCAUGUCCCCGUUUUGCAGUUCAGAGUAAGAAGUUUACAACCUAGCUUAGUUUUUUGAUGAAUGAAAAAGGAGCUACUUCCUGUCCUUUGUAGUGAAAGGUCAUUGAAAUUAUUUUGGGAGCAUACAUACUUAUUUAUUUAUUUGGAUAGAUUUGAAGGGCUGAAUUUGCUUUCAUGGCAAGGCAGAUAGUUACCAGGGGUAAAAGAUAUACAUUUGUAUCCUUCUUUGAUAUUGGUAGUGCCAAAAGUGUUUUUGGAAUAUGUGACUGGCAGAGAAGGGGAGUUUAAAAUAAGUUAAAGUUACCUUUAGUAGUCUUUGACUUUGAACAUAAAGUUUUAGUGUACUUCAGAAAUGGGAGGUAAGCAUUUCUCAUUGAGAGCCUACUUUACUGGUAAACUAUACUCGUUAGCCAACAUUUUGGCUUUUUCACUGCCCAUUAGCACUUCUUCCAUUUGGGAAUGGAAAAAAAGGAGAGGAAACAAAACUUAAUCUGAUUUAAUAUCUAUUAUUAGAUAGGGAUCAAUAAUCCCUUUAGCAUGUGGUGUAGGGGUCGUUAGAGUGCCUCUAGUAAGUGCCAUACCCACCUACCUCUGUAUUAGAUGAUCUGAUACAGCAGAGAUGAAUGGGACUAAAAAUUGGAAUAUACCUUGGCCCAAUUCUACAUACCCUACUAAUAUGCUGAACUCUGAGUAAAAAAAUCCCUUUUUUGUUAAACCAAAUUUUAAUUUUUUUUUCUUCCUAAUUUUUUUUAGAGUGAAAGAAAGUCUAGUGAACUAGUUUGAGCCAAGAUCAAGCUAUUGAAUAAAAAACUUUUUUUUUUUUUUUAAAACUACAACUCACUAGAUGGUUAAUUCAGUUCUAGUCCUUUGGAUACAAGGCUUGGUAGAAAACAUCUACUAGCCAUGAUUAGUGUCUUGAAUUACCUAGGGAUUUCAUAUACGUGCUAUUUUUAUUCCUCAGUACCAGAAGUAAUGAGCUAACUGCAUAUAGUCCAGCCCUUGUUUGUGGUAAAGUUGAAGGCCAGUUGAUAGCCUGUCUUGGCACUGAUUCUUCAGGCAUUUAUUCUUAAGCCAAACAGACUCUAGGAGUAUUUGAGUUAACUUUUUUUUUUUUCCAGAGUGUGAGUCUUUUGGGCUCUACUGUUAGUUUAUGACCUCACUAACAAUGGAAGCUCAUUUGCCAUAGUAUUGCUGUAUUAAGCAAAGACAGACCAUUACAUCCAUUUUGGCUAUGAACUGGCCAUCUUGUUUCUGUUGUGUCCCAGUUAGAAAUACCUAGUGGUUCAAAUGGCUUGUGGACCAGGAUGAUAUAUUGGAAUGCAUGUGUUCUGUUUCUGCUCCUCCCUAGGACCCUGAGAAUUAUAUAUUAGCCAAAUCAUUUAUUGAACCUCCCCCUUCUUGGGGUAAGGAGAUAACUUUACUACCACUCAGGUUGUCCCUACCCCCCUGCCCAUCAAGCCUGGUUCCAUUUCACCUCCUUGCAGGCUAUCCCUGGGGCAAGAAAAAGAGUCAGCAGCUGCCUCGCCAGAUUGUGAUUUUUGAGUGAUUCCAAAAGUGAUGGUGGGAACAACUGAGAAACUUCAGAUGUUUCCUUUGUACUCUUGACCUUCUUUGUUUCCCCUGCAGCCCCUAAACAGCCUCUUUUCCUUUUCUUCACAGAUCAUUUCUCCUUCACUUAAACUACGUACAGUGUGUCACACACAACAAAUGAGACUUGUAAAGCUGUCACAGAAUAUUUUAAAAUGUUGUAAUGUUGACUGUUCUACAAAGGGGCUAUUUGUAGAUAAUUGCAUAAGGAAAGUUGAGACCCUACAGAUGAUAGUGACCAGAACAAUCAAACUGAGUUAGAAAUUUUUUUUAUAUUAAAUUCCUUUUCUAUUUUCUUGACUUUCAUAAUGGAAUUGGCACAAACAAGUUAUAUGAAGCAUGACUUUAUAAUAGGUAUAGAUAAGCAUCUCUUUUGCAUGCUGAAUGACUGAGUCACUUAAUUGGAAAGAAUAUUUGAUAGUUUCGUGCUUGAGCAACUAAAAAUCCAAAUAUAUUUUACAAGUGUACUUAAUAAUUAUCAAAACCAAAAAGGAUGCAGCUAGGUGAAAGCUUUUGUCUUUAGUUCCAUGGCACCCAGAGUUGAGAGCUAAUAGCUUUUUCUUCUUGAUAUAAGAGGAUAGCACACUUGAGCUAUUGGUACAAUUUUGGUAGAAUGCAUUAUCUAGAACUUUAGUUCUUUGUGUGUGCAUAACUUAUUUCAGGUUGAAAUUACACAUUUGGAGGCAUUUAUUAAGCAGCCAGAUUUUUCAUGUGUAUGUUUUAGUUCUCACCUGACCAGGGUCAUAACAUAGAAAUAACUUUGGUCCAUAUUGGAUCUCUUUUCCCUUCUUUAUACUUUGUUCACAUUGUCUUAAGAUUCUGCAAGUUUCAGGUGGGGUUCCUGAAAUUUCUUUGAAUAGACAUGGCUUCCUUUACCCCCCUUCUUUUUUCAUCCUUUAUUAAUGAUGGACUAGGGAAGAAUUUGACUUUGGAAAGUCAAAUCUUAUUAAAGUUUGUAAUUUGAUAGUUUUUUAUUGUCUCACCUCCAUAUUGGCACUUUUUUUCUUUUUACUGAAUUUUAGUUUUUAAUUUUUCUUUUCUCGUUUCCUUUUUGGAUGAAGCUGAAGCAUGUAUUGCUAAUGUUUGUCUUGUAUGUGUGUGUAAACAGUGUAAAAGUAUGCUUACAAAUUACAUUCCACUCAUGAACUGUCCAGAUCUGAUCAAAAGCCAUUUGCUGUUAGAAUUCUAUAACUGCAUAAGACAUUAAACCUGUGUUGUUAUAUGUGUUGUCUUUCUUUAAUUCAUUGCAUGUUCACAGGCAAGUAAUGCAUCUAUUUGUACCAGGCAUUCAUCUUAAUUAUACUCAGAACAUUUCAGUAGUAACAGCAUCAGAACUCUGAAGCUAGAUUAAAAUCAUACUAAGAAUUCUGUUCACAUCAA
This is a messenger RNA of Vombatus ursinus (common wombat), 6281 nucleotides long. It is a transcript of the gene WIPI2, whose product is annotated as WD repeat domain, phosphoinositide interacting 2. Gene Ontology annotation, molecular function: phosphatidylinositol-3,5-bisphosphate binding; phosphatidylinositol-3-phosphate binding; protein binding. The record is from RefSeq and is a predicted model, not a curated record. Lineage: Eukaryota; Metazoa; Chordata; Mammalia; Diprotodontia; Vombatidae. The coding region runs from base 97 to 1407 and encodes 436 amino acids. The transcript is spliced from 12 exons. Gene Ontology annotation, cellular component: phagophore assembly site membrane; extrinsic component of membrane; cytosol. Gene Ontology annotation, biological process: autophagy of mitochondrion; protein lipidation; protein localization to phagophore assembly site.